AAAAUUGCCAAAGGUACCCGGGACUACCUACCGGAACAAAUGAUGAUUCGUCAGGAAGCCUUCAACAUUAUUCGACGCGUUUUCGAAUCGCACGGUGCCGUGGAGAUUGACACACCCGUAUUCGAACUCAAGGAUACCUUGACGGGCAAGUACGGCGAAGACUCCAAACUCAUUUACGAUUUGGCCGAUCAAGGUGGGGAGCUCUUGGCCCUGCGGUACGAUCUGACCGUACCCUUUGCCCGGUUCUUGUCCCUUAACAGUGUCGGUAACAUUAAACGUUUCCAUAUUGGUAAGGUGUACCGUCGGGAUCAACCCCAGUUGAAUCGUGGGCGGUACCGGGAAUUCUAUCAGUGCGAUUUCGAUAUAGCCGGAACGUACGGACGCAUGGUGCCGGACUCGGAAUGUCUCUGUGUGGCCUGUGAUAUUCUCGACGCCUUGCCCAUUGGAGACUUUGGGAUCAAACUCAAUCACCGAAGACUGCUGGACGCUAUUCUCGAUUUGUGUGGCGUACCAGCCGACAAGUUUCGGACCAUUUGUUCCGCCGUGGACAAGCUUGAUAAAGAAGCAUGGUCCGAAGUCAAACGGGAAAUGGUGGAGGACAAGGGUCUGCCAGAAAGCGUAGCGGACAAGAUUGGAACCUUUGUGUUAAACAAGGGACCACCUUGGGAUAUGUACAAAUCCUUGAUGGACGGAAACCGUUUUGGCAACCACAAGGGUGCCAACGAAGCCAUGGAAGACUUACGCAUUCUGUUUGAAUACCUCGAAGCCAUGGACAAACUCAAAUUUAUUUCCUUCGACCUGAGUCUAGCGCGCGGUCUCGAUUACUACACUGGGGUCAUUUACGAAGCCGUCUGUAUGAGCGGUGAAGCGCAAGUCGGCAGUAUUGGUGGAGGUGGGCGUUACGACAAUUUGGUUUCCAUGUUUCAGGAAGCCGGCAAGCAGACACCGUGCGUUGGAGUAAGUGUAGGGAUCGAGCGCGUGUUUACCCUGAUGGAGGCUCGAUUGCGCGAGCAGCAAGGGGGAUCUAUCAAGCGCGCGAACGUCAAUAUUUUGAUCGCGGCUGCUGGCGGAACCAUGAUGAAGGAAAAGAUGCGCAUUGCACGAAUUUUGUGGGACAAUAAACUCAGUGCAGAAUUUAGUCAACAAGAGAACGCGAAACUGAAAAAGGAAUUACAGAAUGCUUUGGAUCGUGACAUACCCUUUAUGGUAAUCGUGGGAGAAGAGGAGCUGGCGGAGAGCAAAGUUACCGUCAAGGAUCUGAAGGCCAAGACGGAGCACAAGGUGCCGAUUGACGAGCUCGUUUCGACUUUGCGU
This is a messenger RNA of Phaeodactylum tricornutum CCAP 1055/1, 1314 nucleotides long. RefSeq lists its product with no specific name. The transcript has a single exon. Gene Ontology annotation, biological process: histidyl-tRNA aminoacylation; mitochondrial translation. NCBI's taxonomy places the organism in Eukaryota, Bacillariophyta, Bacillariophyceae, Surirellales, Neidiaceae. Gene Ontology annotation, molecular function: histidine-tRNA ligase activity; ATP binding. Gene Ontology annotation, cellular component: mitochondrion; cytoplasm. The record is from RefSeq and is a predicted model, not a curated record. The annotation marks the transcript as partial.